CACAGGGGGGCGGGGCGCCCUUCCCGGAAGAGAGGCCGCGGCGGAAGCGAGAGGAUGGCGAGGGAAAGGCCUCCGGGGCUCCGGAGCGGCGCUCUAGGCCUCCUCCUCGUACUCCUCGCCUCUCUUCCGGUAAAGGCGGAAGAGGAAGCGGACGCCGGCCGCCUCCACCAGGACCGAGUGCCUUCCUCCCCUUCGGCUCCGACUGCCUCCUCGUCUUUUGCCACGAAACACACAAAGGACGGGAGCACCGCUUCCCCCAAAGCAGAGGCAGAUGCGGAGGCUUCAGAGGGGGCUGCCCUUGAGGGGGGCCCGGGCCAGGGUCUGCCUCCCGCCUCUCCGUCUCCGAGGGAAGCCGGGACCCCUGACGACGACUACGACGCCUUUGAGGAGCCCGAGGGGCCCCGAGGAGAGGACGACGACGACGAGGAGGACAACGACAAUGACGAAGGGGAGGAAGAAGACUUAGUGGCCAAGGCGCAGGGCUCGGAGGGCAAAGGGCCACUCUCUGCUGCUGCCGCUUCUUCCGUGGAGAGGACGAUGGUCUCUGCGUGGCUGCCGCAUCCGGAGGCGCCUCCUCAGCAGGGCGGGGGGCACUUCUUCCUCCACUUGGUGGCCGUGGCCUUCCUGGUGGCCGUGGCCUACGUCGCGUACCACAACAAGCGCAAGAUCUUGGUGCUGGUGCAGGGCUGGCGGUGGCAGGAGGGCCUCCAGGGCUCGAAGGGGCAGGGCUACCGGCGCCUGGACCAGAACGUGGAGGAGGCCAUGCCCUCCCUCAAGGCCGCCCAACCAUACGUCUUCUGAGCACUUGCCCCACUCGCUUGGGAAUAUUCUGCAGGCCGCCUUGGCUCCAGCCCAGGGAGGGACGGAGGGAGGGACGGAGGGAGAGGCCUUCCUGCUUGGAGACCCUCCGGGCAGCAGCCUUGCCUUUCCCCCUCCCUUCGUUUGCUCUUCUCCUUCAUUCUUUCCCACUUUUCUUUCUCUCCUUUCCUUCCUCCUUCUUUUCUCCCUCAUUCCUUUCUCCUUCCCUCAUUCUUCCCUUCCUUCUUUCUUUUCUCCUUCAUUCCCUUCCCUUCUCCUUUCUUUCUUCCAUCCCUUCCUUUCCCUUCCACCUCAUUCCUUCCCACUUCCCUUCCUUCAUUUACUUCCCUUCUUUCCUUCCUUCCCUCCUCCUUCCUUCCUUCCUUCCUUCCUUCCUUCCUUCCUUCCCUUCUUCCUUCCUUCCCUCCCUCCCUUCUUUCCUGCAGUCUUCCUUCCCUUCCCUCUUUCCUUCCUCCAUCCCUCCCUCCCUUUCCUUCUCUUCCUUCUUUCCUUCCUUUCUUCCCUCCUUCCUUUCUUUCCUUUCCCUCCUUCCUUCCUGCCCUUCCCUCCUUCCCUUCUUCCUCCCUUCCUUCCUGCCCUGAAUGGGAAGCAAUGACAGGAAGUGCCUGGAAUGGGCGAAGGAGGGACCCCCUUUGAGACCCGCUUCCAGUCCCGAUGAAGGACGAAGCCAACCUUCACGGCUGGGACCCAAGAGCUUUUCUCUGGAGAAACAAACGCCUUUUCCCAAAACCAAGCUGCCUGUCUUCUCACCCAAUUUGCCAAGUGCAGGUGCUGGAAAGGCAUUUUGGGCUUGUCUUUUUUUUUUUUUUAUUCCUGCAAAAGGAAAGCUUUUGCAGAAUCUGGAAUCGUGAUUGUCGAGAAGAGAGCGACUCGGAUGCGCCAAAAAGGAAAAUGCCAAUUCCCGGUUCUGGUCCAGGGUUUCCGUCUGGACAAACUUCUGUAUCGGGUUUUCAUAUAAAGACUUUUCAAAUACGA
Anolis carolinensis (green anole) is the source of this 1794-nucleotide messenger RNA. RefSeq names its product chromosome unknown C5orf15 homolog (gene cunh5orf15). NCBI's taxonomy places the organism in Eukaryota, Metazoa, Chordata, Lepidosauria, Squamata, Anolidae. The coding region runs from base 55 to 801 and encodes 248 amino acids. The transcript has 3 exons. The record is from RefSeq and is a predicted model, not a curated record.